UGCGCAUGCUCCCUGCAUCUUUUUCUCCAUCCACACGUCGACUUCAAAGCUUGAAUGAAGAUGCUCAUCGUCUCGGGUCGCUGGAGCCUUUUCACCGGGUGAAGCGGAGUUACAUUAGCCUACCGAUUACUAAAUACAUUUGGAGGGACGCACACAGAGGAGCCAAAGACUCGUUUAUAUCCUGGUUUCGGCGCGCGGGCACUCCACCGACAUGGAACUGAAGAUGAAGAAAUCUAUUUCGGACACCGAACGCGCGCUCAGGAGCUACGGCGCCGUGUCGGAAACGGCGUGGACAACGGACAAAGGUCACUCAGAUGUGUCCAUGGCAGAGAGCACCAUGGCUCCAGAGGAGAUCGAGGUGGAGAUGGCUCGUAUUCAGCGCCUGCGAGAGGUCCUGGUACGCCGGGAGUCGGAGCUGCGUUUCAUGAUGGAUGACAUUCAGCUCUGCAAAGACAUCAUGAGUUUAAAGCAGGAGCUGAGACAGAUUGUCACAGUACCAGAGAAAGAAAAAAACAAGAAGCACAGGCAGCGAGAAGAAGAGCUGAUCCUGAAGAUUCAUAAACUGGUGCAGAAGAGGGAUUUCCUGGUCGACGAUGCCGAGGUGGAGAGAUUAAGGGAGCGAGAGGAGGACAAGGAGAUGGCGGAGUACCUCAGACUGAAGCUGAUGCCUCUGGAGAAGAAGCUCAAAGUCACACAAAAUCCUCCAAAGCCCAAGAGACAAAUCCCAGAGCCGCCCCCCAACAAACCAUCCAUCACCAAGUCAGGAGUGGCCAUCAUUAAGGAUUGCUGCGGGGCCACCCAGUGCGCUGUCAUGUAACAGACACGGACCUCUUUACGACCUUGCCCCCCCCCCCGUGUUGAAAACAACACACCCACAUCGCAUUGACACGCCAUGCAUCACUUCCUGUGACUCAGAGAACCUGGUAGCUGUUCAGGAAUCCGGUUAGUAAUUGAAAUCGAUAGAGAUAAAGUUUGAGCCCGGAGUUUGGAAGCUGAUCCCUAAUCAAUGCUUGAGGGUAACCUCUCAAUAGGCUUCUGUAAGUGGUCCACAGUGUGUGUGAUGUAAAGGGAAUUGUAAAGACAAAUCUGAUAAAGGUCUUCAAUUUGGAUUAGAAUGGGUCAUACCAUCACGUAACAUUCCUUUAAGAUGACCAUAUGGUCUAUGAUCAGGGUCGAUAAACAGUGGAAGCACUUACAGAACUACAAGCACAAUGUCAACAGAGUGAAGUAUUAAUGCUGGGGUUCUCCGUCUGACAGGAAGGAAAAAUAAACAUCAGCUAUCAUCCCGACAUGUUUGACAACAGGUAUUUAUUCUUCCAUGUUAACCCUUUAACAUCAACCAGUGAACCUCUUUCACUUUCCGGAGACCCCCCCCACAAACACACGCGGCUCAGACAAACCGUAUGGCUGCCAGUUAAGUCACAUCCAUUCUGACUCCAUGUAUUGGCUCGUACAGCAGUUUCAUUUAUAAUCCGUGAUCCAGUAAUAUCUGCUGUACUGGAUUCAGCUUUGGCAGAGGAAAAAAUAAAAGUCUGGUCGUAUUAGGUGUCAAAACUAUGUUCACAUAAAUGCAAACAUAUAUGACCUACUUUUGUAGCAGUGUUUCCACUGGUUCACAACCCUUUUAUUAUUUUUGGUUAACCCCUAUAUAUGCAAACAUAAUGGGGUGCAUUUUUUUUUUGUAACAUGGUCCACUAUGCUCGCUCAUGUCCCCGAGUCGCAUCACUGGUCACACUAACGUCAUCUCAGCCAUCAGCUACUGGGAAAUAUAGACCGUGGUAGUAGGACAUCAUUCAUAGUUCCGGAUAUUGCUGACAAACAACUUGCAUCCUCUGAAUUUAAUCUUGCAUUUUUAUGAUAAAAACACCAGGAAAUGAAUAGAUUGUGUACGUUUUGAGUGUAUUUUAGGACAUUAGUGACUCAUGUCAAGCAAAAGUGUUGCUCUGUCACUUUACCUUCUUUAUUCUGACAAUGUGGCGUUCUGUAGUAGUAGUGAAUUUAUUAAAAAAAAGGUCCUUAUGUUGAAUAUUGAACAAAUAUGCAGAAAAUAAUCUGAAACUAUACCUGUACAUACAUGUUUAA
Perca flavescens (yellow perch) is the source of this 2082-nucleotide messenger RNA. It is a transcript of the gene bmerb1, whose product is annotated as bMERB domain containing 1. Lineage: Eukaryota; Metazoa; Chordata; Actinopteri; Perciformes; Percidae. The transcript is spliced from 6 exons. The record is from RefSeq and is a predicted model, not a curated record. The coding region runs from base 212 to 817 and encodes 201 amino acids. Gene Ontology annotation, cellular component: microtubule cytoskeleton. Gene Ontology annotation, biological process: negative regulation of microtubule depolymerization.